Molecule: messenger RNA, 2253 nt
Organism: Dunckerocampus dactyliophorus (ringed pipefish)
Lineage: Eukaryota; Metazoa; Chordata; Actinopteri; Syngnathiformes; Syngnathidae
Gene: rspry1
Product: ring finger and SPRY domain containing 1
Exons: 16
Coding region: 435-2201 (588 amino acids)
Cellular component (GO): cytoplasm
Molecular function (GO): ubiquitin-protein transferase activity; protein binding
Source: RefSeq, a predicted model, not a curated record
UGCUGCAUCUCAGCUGAUGAUGCCAAGCUCGCUAGCUGCCUGCGCUACGGAACUUAGCAUGUAGCAAGCUAGCCUGUAUAGUCUUUUGCUGUUGACACGUUUAGCUAGUGUGUGGCUAAAUGCAUGUGCCGUUGUAGCCUUCUGCAGAUGUGUCUUCUUGCGGGAUACAUGCUUGUCAGCUGCUUUUCCGCUUGGGUGUGUGAACGCUGCCGUCUUUCCAAGCAAUAAAGAUUGUUUUAAGACGUGGUUCUGGAUUUAUGAUGUUCAAAGAAUUCAUCACAUCACCUGACCCCUCUCGGCCCGUCAACCCACUUAUAAUUUAUUAAACCCAAACUUAAUCCCGCAUCCCCGCUUGGAGUCACUAUGAUCAUUUGUGCUGACACAACCCUGCCCUGUGGGACGAGAACCCCCCGUAAUCCAGCUCAUCAAAUGAUAUGAUAGUAGCUGCCUGGAUCAGUUACUGUGCCUGCAGGAGCCUCGCACAGGUUCUGCUUUUCCUUUCUUCCGCAAACACCUUUCCGACCCUGUGGGAGACCCUCGCUGGCCGUGGAGCCAUGGGUAAUAGCUGCGUGUGCCGGGAUGACAGCGACUUGGAGGACCAUCAUCACAGGGCCUCCAGGGGGUCACGAGGACAACCCAGGCGGGUGGAUCAUGGUACAGGCCCGGCUAUCGACACGGGGGAGUCUCGUAGCGGUCGCCCGAGAGACCCUGUCAGACCCCCGCGUAGGGGGCGUGGUCCCCACGAGCCACGGCGGAAGAAGCAGAACGUGGACGGCCUGGUGCUGGACACACUGGCUGUCAUCAGGACCCUUGUAGACAAUGACCAAGAGCCCCCUUAUUCCAUGAUCACUUUACACGAGAUGGCGGAGACGGACGACGGCUGGCUCGAGGUUGUCCAGUCCCUGAUUCGUGUGAUACCAUUGGACGACCCGCUUGGUCCUGCAGUCAUCACCCUUCUAUUGGACGAGUGUCCCCUGCCCACUAAGGACGCUCUCCAGAAACUCUCAGACAUGCUGAGUCUGAGUGCGGCAGUGGCCCGACAGGACGCUCUGAGCCCUGCCAAACACAGAAACACCACAGCUGUCCUGGGAUGUCUGGCUGAGAAACUGGCUGGCCCGGCCAGUAUUGGACUGUUGAGCCCUGGAACUCUCGAGUACCUUCUAGAAAGCCUGAGUUCUGAGGCACACCCUACUGUCAUGCUGUUUGCGCUCAUAGCCUUGGAGAAGUUCUCUCAGACCAGUGAGAACAAACUGACAGUGUCCGAGUCUUGUAUAAGCAACAGACUGGCUGUGUUGGAGUCUUGGUCAGAGCAUCCCGACUACCUGAAGAGGCAGGUUGGAUUCUGCUCACAGUGGAGCUUAGACAACCUAUUUCUGAAAGAAGGGCGUCAGUUCACCUACGAGAAGGUCAACCUCACCCAUAUCAAUGCCAUGCUCAACAGCAACGACGUCAGCGAGUACCUCAAGAUCUCCCCUAGUGGAUUAGAGGCACGGUGUGACGCCUCCUCCUUUGAGAGCGUGCGUUGUACGUUCUGCGUGGAUUCUGGCGUUUGGUACUAUGAAGUGACGGUCAUUACAUCGGGUGUGAUGCAAAUCGGAUGGGCCACCAAGGACAGCAAGUUCCUCAACCAUGAGGGUUACGGGAUUGGCGAUGAUGAAUACUCAUGUGCAUACGAUGGCUGCAGGCAGCUCAUCUGGUACAAUGCUCGCAGUAAACCUCACGCUCACCCCUGCUGGAAGGAAGGAGAUGCUAUUGGCUUCCUGUUGGACCUCAGCAAAAAGCAGAUGAUCUUUUAUCUGAACGGACAUCAGCUGCCGCCAGAAAAACAGGUCUUCUCCUCAGCCACGUCAGGCUUCUUUGCGGCGGCCAGUUUUAUGUCAUACCAGCAGUGUGAGUUUAACUUUGGCGCCAAGCCUUUCCGCCACCCGCCCUCUGUCAAGUUCAGCACCUUUAACGACUUUGCCUCGCUGCUCCCAAGCGAAAAGAUCAUCCUGCCCAGACAUCGGCGUCUGGCUUUAUUGAAACAAGUUAGCAUCCGGGAUAACUGCUGCACGCUCUGCUGUGACGUCAUGGCUGACACAGAGUUGCGACCCUGUGGACACGGGGGUAUGUGUAUGGAGUGUGCCUUACAGUUAGAAACGUGCCCACUGUGCCGCCAGGACAUCCAGACUCGCGUCAGACUCAUUGCACAUGUCUCCUGACACGCUCCACACUCCUCCUGUAAGGAGAGAUGCACAAGCCCCGCAGCCACCU